Molecule: messenger RNA, 3406 nt
Organism: Nematolebias whitei (Rio pearlfish)
Lineage: Eukaryota; Metazoa; Chordata; Actinopteri; Cyprinodontiformes; Rivulidae
Gene: inpp5f
Product: inositol polyphosphate-5-phosphatase F
Exons: 19
Coding region: 1-3246 (1081 amino acids)
Biological process (GO): regulation of endocytic recycling; phosphatidylinositol dephosphorylation
Cellular component (GO): clathrin-coated endocytic vesicle; early endosome
Molecular function (GO): phosphatidylinositol-4-phosphate phosphatase activity
Source: RefSeq, a predicted model, not a curated record
AUGAGGGGAUAUCUUCCACUGGGUCUUGUUUUAAUCCGUCAGAAAGCUCUGGUGGGCCGUUUACCGCCGGGCGGCCACAAGGUUUACAAAAUCACCAAAAUCGCCGUCAUUCCCCUGUCUGACGAGGAGCCCCAGGAGCUGGACCUGGAGCUUUGUAAAAAGCAUCACUUUGGAAUUGACAAACCAGAGAAGCUGGCCCAGUCUCCUGAUGAUUCCAAGUUCUUGAUGAAAACUUUCAGUCAGAUCAAGUCCAACGUGGCUGUGCCCAUCAAGAAGAAGUAUUCCCCUGCCUUCCAGGUUAAAGAAAACAAAGAGAAGGAGCGUUUGGAGAGGCGGCUGCUGGAAGAGCUGUACAAGAUCUUCAUGGACUCGGACUCCUUCUACUACAGCAUGACCUAUGACCUGACGAACAGCGUGCAGCGUCAGGGAGACUCGGAUAAGUCCGGCCUACCUCUGUGGAAGCAGGUGGAUGAUCGUUUCUUCUGGAACAAACACAUGAUCCAAGACCUCAUUGACCUCCAGCUCCCAGAGGCCGACCCCUGGCUGAUCCCGGUCAUCCAAGGCUUCGUGCAGGUGGAGGAACUGGUGGUGAACUACAACGAGACGUCCGAUGAGGAGCGCAGCAGCCCAGAAACCCCACCAAAGGAGAUCACCUGCGUCGAUGACAUCCAUCCUCGUUUCACCGUGGCACUGAUCUCCAGGAGGAGCCGCCACCGCGCAGGGAUGCGCUACAAACGCAGGGGCGUGGAUAAAGAUGGCCAUGUGGCGAACUACGUGGAGACAGAGCAGCUGAUCCACGUGCACAGCCACACGCUGUCCUUUGUGCAGACCCGUGGUUCUGUGCCCGUGUUCUGGAGCCAGGCCGGGUAUCGCUACAACCCUCGACCCCGCUUAGAGAAAGGAGAGAAGGAGACCAUGUCGUACUUUGCUGCUCACUUUGAAGAGCAGCUCAAACUUUACAAGAAACAGGUCAUCAUUAACUUGGUGGAUCAAAGCGGACGGGAGAAGAUCAUCGGCGAUGCGUUUCUGAAGCAGGUCCUGCUGUACAACAACCAGAACCUCACAUACGUUUCGUUUGACUUCCACGAGCACUGUCGAGGUAUGAAGUUUGAGAACGUGCAGACUCUGACCGAUGCCAUUUCUGACAUCAUCACUGACAUGAAGUGGGCCUGGGUGGACCAAGCCGGAGUUAUCUGCAAGCAGGAGGGGAUCUUUAGGGUCAACUGUAUGGACUGCCUCGACCGGACCAACGUGGUUCAAGCUGCCGUAGCUCGGGUGGUGAUGGAACAGCAGCUGAAGAAGCUGGGCGUGAUGCCUCCAGAGCAGCCGCUGCCUCUGAAGUGCUACAGGAUUUAUCAGGUCAUGUGGGCCAACAACGGGGACACCAUCAGCAGACAGUACGCAGGAACCGCAGCGCUCAAGGGAGACUUCACACGAACAGGAGAGAGGAAGCUGGCCGGUGUGAUGAAGGACGGAGUGAACUCUGCCAACCGCUACUAUCUGAACCGCUUCAGAGAUGCCUACAGGCAGGCGGUGAUCGAUCUCAUGAUGGGCUUACCGGUGACCGAGGACCUCUACUCCAUCUUCAGUAAGGAGACGGAGCAGGAGGAGAAGGAGAAGGAGAGCCAGAGAGGAGCUCAGGAGCAGGUCAGCCUCCUGCUGCAGACCUACAUGCAGCUGCUGCUGCCAGAUGAUGAGACGUUUCACGGAGGGUGGGCCCUCAUCAACUCCGACAUGAGCCUCAUCGAUGCCACCAACAGAGACGUGGACGUGAUGCUGCUCCUGUCGGACAAAGCUUACUACAUCGCCUACUACGACGAAGAGGCAGAUAAAGUCAACCAGUACCAGCGCCUCAACUUGGAAGGGCUGGAAAAGAUUGAAAUCGGUCCGGAGCCUACGCUGUUCGGGAAGCCGAAGUUCUGCUGUAUGCGUUUGCACUACAGGAAUGAAGACACGAGCGGGUACUUCCACACCCUGAGAGCAGCGACACGGAACCCCGAGGACGACGGCAAAGAUACGCUACAGUGCAUAGCCGAAAUGCUGCGCAUAACUAAACAGGCUACGGGGCUCGACCUGCUGGUGGUGGAGAAGAAGCUGGAGAGGCGGCAGAGUAAACCACACGAGGACAUAAUGGGGAUCCAGAACAAACCUGCAGACCAGGUUCAGGGCAGCUCCGGUCUCUCGCAGGGCAAAAGUUUCCUCCUCAACAAAUUCUCCUCUCUUAAUCAGAAGGUGAAACAGACCAAGACGAACGUAAACAUCGGCCCCUUUAAGCCACUUGGUAAGCUGGGGAACUUCUCUAAGCCCGACGUGACCGUCAGUUUCCUCAAACCAACUAUGCACGUCAACCUGUGGAAGUCGGACAGCAGCCUGGAGACGUCGGACAACAACCCAGGCGCAGGAGUCUUAAAGGACAUGAGCGAUGAGCACUAUGAGAACUCCUCAGACUCGGAUUCCUAUAAUUCGGACCUCGAGCGUCCGUGCACCAGCUCCUUUGACAAAGUGGACUACGUUCUACCAAGCUGUGGCAUUGUAGCAUCAAACCCACGUCUGGGGAGCCGCUCCCAGUCCAUCGGUAGCACAGAAUUAAAUAUUCCCUCAAUUAUCAGAGUCACUGGCUGCGGAGACGUGCAAGAAGGCUUGUCUCAUGUAAGUGACACGUCACCGGGGUCAGCCUCCGUGGCAGAAGAAGCCCUUCUUAUCGACUUUGGGACUCCCAUCGACGCCUACUGCCACCAGUUUAUCCAGGACGCACAGACCAAACCUGUUGAGGUGUUCGGUGAGCGCCCACCUCUCAACCCUGCAGUGCCUGUGCAAAAGACCCCAGCGGACUCGGUCAAGCAGCCAAACUCAGAGCUGCAGAGUCAGUAUGAGGAUCCUCAGCUCCCCAGGCCUUCCCACCUGGACAUCCAAACCUCUACCUCUGGUUCCAACUUCCUCUCCGUUCAGAAACCCAGUUCCACAGUCUCAGGAGGCUCCCAGAGAAGUCUGGGCUCGCAGAUGGAAGGCAGCCUCGGACCCUCGCCUGCCGACAGCAACGGCAGCCGAGCGGUGUCUCCUUUUGCCAAGAUCAAGAGCUCCAUGGUCCAGGUGGCCAGCCUUACCCAGGCCGGACUCACCCAGGGCAUCAACUACGCUGUUGCAAAGGUUCAGAAGAGCCCAGAGCCGGACACCGUCAACGAGGCUCAAGAAAACAAGCUGAAGGCAAUGUUUACUCAGUGCCAGACGAGGAUCAUUCAGAUCUAGUUCUUUCCUUGUAGCAGGAUUUUGUAGUUCUACAUCGAGAAACUUUCUAAACGGUAGCAUCAGCGAAAGCUUGCACAGUGUCAUUCAUAGGCCAAAUACACGCUCUUAGAUUUGCCCUUAAAUGAACCUAUUUCUCACGAAGACUCUUGUAGAAAACUGA